This is a messenger RNA of Penicillium bovifimosum, 942 nucleotides long. RefSeq names its product putative beta-1,6-glucan biosynthesis protein (Knh1). The record is from RefSeq and is a predicted model, not a curated record. Gene Ontology annotation, biological process: cell wall biogenesis; (1->6)-beta-D-glucan biosynthetic process; fungal-type cell wall organization. Gene Ontology annotation, cellular component: extracellular region. NCBI's taxonomy places the organism in Eukaryota, Fungi, Ascomycota, Eurotiomycetes, Eurotiales, Aspergillaceae. The coding region runs from base 1 to 942 and encodes 313 amino acids. The transcript has 4 exons.
AUGCGAGUCCAGUUGCUUCAGAUCGCCUUAUUGUUUACGGUCGUCUAUGGCCAGUUCAAUCCUCAGACCAUAACACAUGGCUUAAGUUUCGAUGCGGCAGCUGCCGUAAGUCUGCUUUGGAACAUGGAGACUGAGCCUGGUUCAACUUAUAAUUUCUAUCUCUGUGCCGGCGACGAAGUAACAGGUUCAUAUGAUACUCUAUCACAAGUGAUAACGGAUGGUGCUUAUGCUCCUGGUGAUAUGGUGUCAUUUAAAGUCGACCAAGGCAUCGGCGGGAAUGAGCCCAAUGCAUACUUUCUCAAGAUUGUUCUAUCAGGCCCACAUGAGUAUUGGUCAGGGUUAACCUCCCAUUUUACCUUGACCAACAUGAAAGGUACAUUUUCGCCGAAAGUAACAGAUGCAAUCAAGACGAUGCAGCAGCCAAAACUGCCCAUUGCCAUUCCUUGGCCUGCGGUCCCAGACAAUGACCACCUCAUCGAGGCUGCAGAGGUUGCUUCGACCCUUAAUGUGCCGAGUGCCACCAGGGCUUCUUCACCUGAGAAGGUCUUGCAUUUCCCAACUCCAACCGUCACAGGCGAAGCCGAACAUAAUGAGUUGCGGAAGCGACAGGUGGGCGCCGUUGGCGGCAUUGAUGUCGGAGUUGGCGCCGUUGCUACGAUUGACCAGCAUACCGUCCCAUACGGCGAGCAGACUGGGUCGAUAAAGUAUGCUCCGAUGCCCAAGAGCGCUGGGACCACCGUCGCAACCAGGUCGGCCACUCCCCAGUAUCCGCCUUUCCCGUUCUCCAUUGCCACUACCUACCUUGGUGCGCCAACCGUCCUGUAUACAGAGUCGCUCUAUGCCACAUGGACGGCGAACACUAUUGAGAACACGGCUACUCCCGCUCCCGCACCCACAUUAGACAAGAGAAUGCAGAAGUGGCUAGACCGCUGGCAGGACUAA